AUGGGCAUCUGUUUUUCCACCAAAAAAGGGAGCGCCCCUUCCACCACCACCACCGGCAACGUCCACCAGCAGAACCGCCGCUCCUCCGCCACAUCUAAGCCAUCAUCCUUCAAGACAACAUUUACUGCUUCAUCAAAAAAGCAAGAGGGGUCACAAAAUAAUAAUCUUAAGACAAGAGACAAUCAUAAAAACCAACAACAACAGAAACGUUCUCAUAAGAUAAUCAAGAAUAGUUCAAAAAGUACAAGUGGGGCCAUUCCAUGUGGCAAAAGAACAAAUUUUGGGUAUGAUAAGGAUUUUGUGAAAAAGUACAACAUCGGGAAAUUGUUAGGACAUGGCCAAUUUGGUUACACAUAUGUUGCAAUUGAUAAGUCCAAUGGAGAUCGUGUUGCUGUCAAGAGAAUAGAGAAGAACAAGAUGGUUCUUCCAAUAGCUGUUGAGGAUGUGAAGAGAGAAGUGAAGAUAUUGAAAGCUUUAGCUGGUCAUGAGAAUGUUGUUCACUUCUAUAAUGCUUUUGAAGAUGAUUCUUUUGUUUACAUUGUCAUGGAGUUAUGUGAGGGUGGAGAGCUGCUUGACCGUAUCUUAUCCAAAAAAGAUAGUCGUUACACUGAGAAAGAUGCAGCAAUUGUUGUGAGGCAGAUGCUCAAAGUUGCUGCAGAGUGCCAUCUACAUGGUUUUGUACACCGUGAUAUGAAGCCUGAGAACUUCCUAUUUAAGUCCCCAAAAGAGGAUUCACAUCUAAAAGCUACGGAUUUUGGUCUUUCAGACUUUAUAAGACCAGGAAAGAAAUUCCAAGACAUAGUUGGGAGUGCAUAUUAUGUAGCUCCAGAGGUAUUGAGGCGUAAAUCUGGUGCUGAAUCAGAUGUAUGGAGCAUUGGUGUUAUUACUUACAUUUUGCUCUGCGGCCGCCGUCCCUUCUGGGACAAAACUGAGGAUGGCAUUUUUAAGGAGGUUUUGAAGAACAAGCCUGACUUUCGGCGGAAACCAUGGCCAGGGAUAAGCAAUGCUGCUAAAGAUUUUGUGAACAAGUUACUUGUUAAAGAUCCUCGUGCAAGGCUUACUGCUGCCCAGGCUUUAUCACAUCCUUGGGUUAGAGAAGGUGGUGAAGCUUUAGAGAUUCCUCUUGACAUUUCAGUUCUAUCUAAUAUGCGCCAAUUUGUUAAAUACAGCCGUUUUAAGCAGUUUGCACUUCGGGCAUUGGCUAGCACAAUUGACGAGGAGGAGCUGGCUGAUCUUCGAGAUCAAUUUGAUGCAAUUGACGUCGAUAAAAAUGGCUCCAUUAGUCUUGAUGAAAUGAGACAGGCCUUGGAGAAGGAUCUUCCAUGGAAAAUGAAGGACUCCCGAGUUGUUGAAAUCCUUCAAGCGAUUGAUAGCAACACAGAUGGACUUGUAGAUUUCUCAGAGUUUGUAGCAGCUACAAUUCAUGUCCAUCAAUUGGAGGAGCAUAAUUCCGAAAAGUGGCAGCAGAGAUCACUGGCUGCUUUUCAGAAAUUUGAUGUCGAUAGAGAUGGAUUUAUAACUCCACACGAACUUAAAAUGCACACAGGUCUGAAGGGUUCGAUAGAUCCACUUCUAGAAGAAGCAGAUAUUGAUAAAGAUGGAAGGAUUAGCUUACAUGAAUUCCGUAGACUUUUAAGAACUGCUAGUAUGAGUUCACGAGGAGGUGUGUCUACCUAGUAGCUUCUUCAAAUCCAUGUUCACAAUACACGCACUUGUUUCAAUAAUUAUAUUAAUUAAUAUUGA
Erythranthe guttata (spotted monkey flower) is the source of this 1743-nucleotide messenger RNA. RefSeq names its product calcium-dependent protein kinase 18. Gene Ontology annotation, molecular function: protein kinase activity; ATP binding; calcium ion binding. Lineage: Eukaryota; Viridiplantae; Streptophyta; Magnoliopsida; Lamiales; Phrymaceae. Gene Ontology annotation, biological process: protein phosphorylation. The record is from RefSeq and is a predicted model, not a curated record.